Molecule: messenger RNA, 1165 nt
Organism: Xylona heveae TC161
Lineage: Eukaryota; Fungi; Ascomycota; Xylonomycetes; Xylonales; Xylonaceae
Product: replication factor C subunit 4
Exons: 6
Coding region: 1-1053 (350 amino acids)
Biological process (GO): DNA repair; DNA-templated DNA replication
Cellular component (GO): DNA replication factor C complex; Rad17 RFC-like complex; Elg1 RFC-like complex
Molecular function (GO): DNA clamp loader activity; ATP binding; DNA binding
Source: RefSeq, a predicted model, not a curated record
AUGGCAGAAUCAUCCAGUGCCGGCAGCCGUAGAGGCCUCAAAGCAGACAAUAGCGCUGCAGCAGCUGUGGGCUACGAACUGCCAUGGGUUGAGAAAUACCGUCCAAUCUAUCUCGACGACAUUGUUGGCAACACCGAGACUGUGGAGCGAUUGAAAAUCAUCGCCAAAGAUGGAAACAUGCCACACGUUAUUAUUUCAGGCAUGCCGGGUAUUGGAAAGACCACAUCCGUUCUUUGUUUGGCACGGCAACUGCUCGGCGAUGCCUACAAAGAAGCUGUCUUGGAGCUCAACGCGAGUGACGAAAGAGGCAUCGACGUUGUACGAAACCGAAUCAAGGGAUUUGCUCAAAAGAAAGUAACCCUGCCACCAGGCCGCCAAAAGAUUGUUAUUCUGGACGAAGCAGAUAGUAUGACAUCAGGCGCGCAGCAAGCUCUUCGACGUACCAUGGAAAUCUACUCCUCGACGACCCGCUUUGCUUUUGCUUGCAACCAGUCCAACAAGAUCAUCGAGCCGCUCCAAUCGAGAUGUGCGAUUCUGCGAUAUGCACGACUUACAGACGCGCAGGUGGUCAAGCGCAUAAUGCAGAUCUGCGAGGCUGAAAAGGUGGAACAUUCAGAAGAUGGAAUUGCGGCACUUGUCUUCUCGGCAGAGGGCGACAUGCGACAAGCCAUCAACAAUCUGCAGAGCACACAUGCUGGCUUUGGCUUUGUCAGCGGCGAUAACGUCUUUCGUGUGGUUGACAGCCCGCAUCCCAUCAAGGUCCAGGCCAUGAUCAAAGCGUGCCAUGAGACCAAGAUAGAUGUUGCCUUGGAGACACUGAAGGAGCUAUGGGACCUGGGCUAUUCAUCGCAUGAUAUUAUCAGUACCAUGUUCCGGGUAACAAAAUCCAUCAAUUCGUUGAGUGAGCAUGCAAAAUUAGAAUUCAUCAAGGAAAUUGGAUUUACGCAUAUGCGCAUCCUCGAGGGCGUGCAGACCUUCCUCCAGCUUUCCGGGUGCGUUGCCCGUUUAUGUAAAAUCAAUAUGCAGCCCCAGCUAUUCGUGGCUCCUUCGUGAUUUUAUUUUAUGCGAAAAUGUGUUCGGGGGGUGUGGCUUGUUUUUUCCCCUUAGAUCUGCAUCAUAUGGCGUUGUCAACAGGCGCUCCACGGGUCGAUAUCAAGGUGUUAUA